This is a messenger RNA of Danio aesculapii, 5023 nucleotides long. RefSeq names its product vinculin b (gene vclb). The coding region runs from base 131 to 3331 and encodes 1066 amino acids. Gene Ontology annotation, cellular component: actin cytoskeleton. The transcript has 21 exons. NCBI's taxonomy places the organism in Eukaryota, Metazoa, Chordata, Actinopteri, Cypriniformes, Danionidae. Gene Ontology annotation, molecular function: structural molecule activity; actin filament binding. Gene Ontology annotation, biological process: cell adhesion. The record is from RefSeq and is a predicted model, not a curated record.
GCGUCCCACGGUAGUUAGUUACUUGUAGAGGGAGUCGGUGUGUGUUCUGGAGUGGGAUAGUCUCUGAUACGGAUAGGGGAGUCUGGAUACACAUUUACCCUGAGAGUCUGCGGUCACCUGAGCGAUCAUCAUGCCGGUUUUCCACACGAAGACGAUCGAGAGUAUCCUGGAGCCGGUGGCCCAGCAGAUCUCCCAUCUGGUCAUCAUGCAUGAGGAGGGGGAGGUGGACGGGAAAGCCAUCCCGGACCUCAGCGCUCCUGUAGCGGCCGUGCAGGCGGCUGUCAGCAACCUAGUCCGGGUGGGCAAAGAGACAGUUCAGACCACUGAGGAUGCCAUCAUGAGGAGAGACAUGCCUCCUGCCUUCAUAAAGGUGGAGAAUGCGUGCACUAAACUGGUUCAGGCAGCUCAGAUGCUGAAGUCUGACCCGUAUUCAGUCCCGGCCAGAGAUUAUCUGAUCGACGGCUCCCGCGGGAUCCUGUCCGGCACGUCUGACCUUCUGCUGACCUUCGACGAGGCCGAGGUUCGUAAAAUCAUCCGCGUGUGUAAAGGCAUUCUGGAGUAUCUGACUGUAGCAGAGGUGGUGGAGUCCAUGGAGGAUCUCAUCACUUAUACCAAAAACCUGGGACCCGGCAUGACGAAGAUGGCGAAGAUGAUUGACGAGCGCCAGCAGGAAUUAACCCAUCAGGAGCACAGAGUCAUGCUGGUCAACUCCAUGAACACUGUGAAGGAGCUGCUGCCCGUCCUCAUCUCAGGCAUCAAGAUCUUCGUAACCACCAGAACGUCUCAUGGAAAAGGUGUGGAGGAGGCGCUGAAGAACAGGAACUUCACGGUGGAGAAGAUGAGCGCAGAAAUCAACGAGAUCAUCCGCGUUCUGCAGCUCACAUCCUGGGAUGAGGAUGCCUGGGCUAAUAAGGACACAGAGGCCAUGAAGCGAGCGCUGGCUCUCAUUGACUCCAAAAUGGCCCAAGCCAAAAACUGGCUCAGAGAUCCUCACGGCCAACCAGGAGGUCCAGGUGAACAGGCCAUCCGGCAGAUCUUAGAUGAAGCUGAGAAAGUUGGUGAACUCUGUGCCGGGAAAGAGAGACGAGAUAUUGUGGGAACAGCCAAAACACUCGGACAACUUACAGAACAGGUGUCUGAUCUGAGGGCCAGGGGUCAGGGUGCUAAUCCGGUGGCCAUGCAGAAAGCCCAGCAAGUCUCUCAGGGUCUGGACGUCCUGACGGGGAAAGUGGAAAACGCGGCUCGAAAACUGGAGGCAAUGACCGGUUCCAAACAGGCCAUCGCUAAGAGGAUUGACGCGGCUCAGAGCUGGCUGGCGGAUCCUCAUGGUGGCCCAGAGGGAGAGGAGAACAUCAGGGCUCUUCUGGGAGAAGCCAGAAAGAUUGCAGAUCUGUGUGAAGAUCCGAAAGAGCGGGAGGAUAUCCUGCGCAGCAUGAGCGAGAUUGCAGCGCUCAGCGGUAAACUGGCCGAGCUCAAGAGAGCAGGUAAAGGGGAUACUCCAGAGGCUCGAGCUCUGGCUAAGCAGAUCGCCACGGCUCUGCAGAACCUGCAGUCUAAAACCAGUAAAGCAGUGGCAAACACUCGACCGGCCAAAGCAGCUGUUCAUCUGGCCGGAAAGAUGGAGCAGGCUGGACGCUGGAUCGACAACCCCACGCUGGAUGACAGCGGCGUCGGUCAGGCUGCCAUCCGCGGUCUGCUGGCAGAGGGCCGUCGUCUGGCCAAUGCUCUGCCGGCGGCUCAGCGUCAGGAGCUGCUGGGUAAAUGUGAGCAGGUUGAACACCUGAUGGCGCAGCUGGCGGAGCUGGCGGCUCGUGGAGAAGGAGACAGUCCACAGGCCCGCGCCAUCGCUCAACAGCUACAACACACACUCAAAGAGCUGGAGGGUAAGAUGCAGGACGCCAUGACGCAGGAAGUGUCCGACAUCUUCAGCGACACCACCACUCCAGUUAAACUACUGGCUGUAGCAGCGACGGCUCCUUCAGACGCUCCCAACAGAGAGGAGGUGUUUGAGGAACGGGCAUCAAACUUUGAGAAUCAUGCUAGUCGUCUGGGAGCCACGGCGGAGAAAGCAGCGGCGGUCGGGACCGCAAACAAGAGCACGGUGGAGGGCAUACAGGCGGCGGUCAAAUCAGCCAGAGACCUGACGCCACAGGUCGUCUCCGCUGCUCGAAUCCUGCUGAAGAAUCCUGGAAACCAGGCGGCGUUUGAGCACUUUGAGACCAUGAAGAACCAGUGGAUCGACAACGUGGAGAAAAUGACAGGUCUGGUGGAUGAAGCCAUAGACACCAGGUCUCUGCUCGCCGCAUCAGAAGACGCCAUUAAGAAAGAUCUGGAUAAGUGUCAGGUGGCCAUGGCCAAUCACCAGCCUCAGAUGCUUGUCGCCGGGGCAACCAGCAUCGCCCGACGGGCCAAUCGGAUCCUGCUGGUGGCGAAGCGAGAGAUUGAAAACUCAGAGGACCCGAAGUUCAGAGAAACGGUGAAAGCGGCUUCAGAUGAGCUCAGCAGAACCAUCUCUCCAAUGGUCAUGGAUGCCAAAGCUGUGGCCGCAAACAUUAAGGACCAAGGCCUUCAGAGGGGCUUUCUGGACUCUGGAUUUAAGAUUCUGGGUGCGGUGGCUAAAGUCAGGGACGCCUUCCAGCCGCAGGAGCCCGAAUUCCCUCCUCCACCUCCAGACCUGGAGAGCCUGCAGAUAAGCGACACGGCUGCUCCUCCCAAACCACCGCUGCCCGAGGGUGAAGUUCCUCCACCCAGACCUCCACCGCCCGAGGAGAAGGACGAAGAGUUCCCGGAGCAGCAGGCCGGAGAGAUGGUCAGCGAGCCCAUGAUGGUGGCCGCACGACAGCUCCACGACGAGGCCCGCAAGUGGUCCAGCAAGGGUAAUGACAUCAUCGGUGCGGCGAAGCGCAUGGCUCUGCUGAUGGCCGAGAUGUCUCGUCUGGUCCGGGGCAGUGGUGGGAAUAAGAGAGCCCUCAUCCAGUGCGCUAAAGACAUCGCUAAAGCCUCUGAUGAGGUCACGCGCCUCGCUAAAGAAGUCGCUAAACAGUGCACAGACAAACGCAUACGGACCAACCUGCUGCAGGUGUGUGAGAGGAUCCCCACCAUCAGCACUCAGCUGAAAAUUCUGUCCACGGUGAAGGCUACAAUGUUGGGCCGCACCAACAUAAGCGAGGAGGAAUCAGAGCAGGCCACUGAGAUGCUGGUCCACAACGCUCAGAAUCUCAUGCAGUCCGUGAAAGAGACUGUCCGAGAAGCUGAAGCCGCUUCCAUCAAGAUCCGCACUGACGCCGGCUUCACCCUGCACUGGGUCCGCAAGACACCCUGGUACCAGUGAGACCACAACGCACAUACCCAACUAUGCAUUUCAGUCCAUAAAUGUCCAAUGCAGGCCCGUCAUCAAACUCCUGGAUUAUAUAUUCCAUAUUUUGUUCUUCUUUUCAUUUAAAGCAUAGGUCUCAAACUCAACUCCUGGAGGGCCACAGCUUUGCUCAGUUUUGCUCCGACCCUGAUCAAACACAGCUCAUCCAACUGAUCAACACCUCGAUUACCACCUGAACACCUCGAUUAUUUGGAUGAGCUGUGUUUGAUAAGGGUUGGAGCAAAACUGUGCAGAGCAAAACUCCCCAGGAGUUGUGUUUGAGACCUAUGAUUUAAAGGGACAGUACACCCAAAAAUGAACAUUUGUUUCCGAAAAGUGAAUUUCUGUUGAAGAAAAAGAAGAUAUUUUGAAGAAUGUCAGAAACUGGUGGCCACUGACUUCCAUUGGAAUAGUCAAUGGUUACUUAUUUCAUGAAUCUAUAAAAUAUCUUUUAUAAAAUAUCUUUUAUUCAGCGGAAGACAGUAACAGGAGAGUAAAUUAUGACAUAUUGGGAAUUUCAAGUGCUCUGUCCCUUUAAUUUGAUGAUUGCAUUUCUAAUUUGCAAAAGGUUAUAUAUAUAUAUUUGUUCUGGUGGAUUCCGGUUCUAUAUUUAUGAGGAAAGUUUAAUCCUGUUAUUUCAGAAAGGUCAUUAGUUCUGAUUUGACAAUGUGUGUGCAGACUGAAAAAGUCUACAUGAAAAAACAAAAUGUCUUUGUCGCAUUUAAGUUUUUGUCUUGUUUCUAGUUCCGAUAUCUAAACAUGAUUAAAUCAAGAACUAUUUCAGUCCAGUACAGAAUAUUGCUUUCCUUUCAGAAGUCCCAUUAUUUAAUUAACGAGUAAAAUAAUAUGCCCGUGGUGAAAGAAAAACACACUUGUCUCAAACCAAACAACAAGAUUAUUUUACUUCACUCCUGGGCUGAUCAUCUUGCUUGUUUUAUGGAAAAAGUUCAUUUUAAAAGUUUAAUUUGGACUUAUCAUUUGUGAAAACAGGCGGUUCAUUCCACUGUGGCGACCACAGAUUAAUCAAGCGACUAAGCUGAAAAGAAAAUGAAUGAAUUUCUGAAAACAAUUCAAUAGUUUUUACUUGCCUAGAGCUUCAUUUUAAGGAUGUUUCAGAUAUAUGAACUAGAAACAAGACUGAAACUCUUAGUAAGACAACAUUUUACAGUGUGCUUAUACAUAUAAUAUCUCACCAGCACCUCAUGUUCACUUUUUGAACGUAUUAUUAAAUGCACAAUUGUUUUUUAAUUAAAAAAACUAAAAAAAUACCAUCACAAAUAAUGGAUUAUAAACUCCUCAGAGUUAGUGGACCAGUGAAAUCUUUCGUUCAGGGAUCCGACACUGCAAACCAGUACUGAAAUGAAGAGUUAAUCAAACACGUGACCUGGUGCUUCCUGCAAUCUAUGCCAAACCAAUGUGUUUGCAUUAUAUAUCCACACACACACACACACACACACACACACACACACUGCCGUCCUCAUAUCUCCACUGUGCUCAUACACUACUAGAAUCUCUCACAGAUGCACACUCAAGUAUAUUUAUAUGAGUGAGAUGACAAUGCUCUUUGCCUUUUGUAUCGUUGAGCAGUUUUACUGUAAAUAAUGUGUUUAAGGACAGCCUGGAAGACCUUCAUGUGCCUUGUCAUAAUAAAAGAACUAAUUAUCACAA